Molecule: messenger RNA, 333 nt
Organism: Cricetulus griseus (Chinese hamster)
Lineage: Eukaryota; Metazoa; Chordata; Mammalia; Rodentia; Cricetidae
Source: RefSeq, a predicted model, not a curated record
AUGUACUACAAGUUUAGCGGCUUCACGCACAAGUUGGCUGGAGCUUGGGCCUUGGAAUCCUAUAGUCCGCAGGGGUUAAAGCCAGUGGCUUCCACAGAAGCACCGCCUAUUGUAUUUGCCACACCGACUAAACUGACCUCCAGUGUGACAGCAUAUGUCUAUGCUGGGAAGAACAAAGUUCCAGAGCUACAGAAAUUCUUCCAGAAUUUCUUCCACCUAAAACGAGGCCUUCCAGACCAAAUGCUUUACCGGACCCCCAUGGCGCUGACUGUGGGAGGGACCAUCUACUGCCUGAGUGCCCUCUACAUGGCUUCCCAGACCCCAAAUAAAUGA